Molecule: messenger RNA, 465 nt
Organism: Henningerozyma blattae CBS 6284
Lineage: Eukaryota; Fungi; Ascomycota; Saccharomycetes; Saccharomycetales; Saccharomycetaceae
Exons: 1
Coding region: 1-465 (154 amino acids)
Source: RefSeq, a predicted model, not a curated record
AUGGAGGAUAAUAAUGAUGAUACCAGUGUGAAUGAGUUUGAACUGUUUCCCUUAUUUUCCAACGAUUUAACUAAAGUUCAACUUAAUGAAGAAAUAGUAGAAGAAACUAAAAUUAGUCGACCUAUCGAAUAUUAUAAAUAUACAUGUAAUAAAUUACAAAGAAAAGAAUUUGAACAAGUAGCUAUUGAUGGUGAUAGUAUUUUUAAUAAUAAAGAAGAGCCAAUUAGUAUGUUUGCGCAAUAUCAUGGACGAGUCAUAGAUUUAAAGAGAUAUAAUGAUGAAGUGGAAAAAAAUAAUCAAGAUUUAAAAAGGAUCAAAAAACGUCGAAUGGGCCAAAAGCAAAGAAAGGCUAAACGAUUGGCACAAAUGAAUAUAUUGAAACGUAAAGAGAUUAGAAAGAAUAUAAAGAAAUUAAAGAGGAAGAAUGAAAAAAAAAUGAAACCUAUCUUCCGAACAGAAGGUUAA